Manduca sexta (tobacco hornworm) is the source of this 651-nucleotide messenger RNA. It is a transcript of the gene awd, whose product is annotated as nucleoside diphosphate kinase. NCBI's taxonomy places the organism in Eukaryota, Metazoa, Arthropoda, Insecta, Lepidoptera, Sphingidae. Gene Ontology annotation, biological process: UTP biosynthetic process; GTP biosynthetic process; CTP biosynthetic process. The transcript has a single exon. Gene Ontology annotation, molecular function: nucleoside diphosphate kinase activity. The record is from RefSeq and is a predicted model, not a curated record. Bases 20 to 550 code for a protein of 176 amino acids.
UUCCGCUUUUGAUUUUCGAAUGAUCGCCACUUUACUGUACCUUAUAACCUACGCCGGUCGCAUUGCAAGCACUUUUAUAAACUACAUAAUGGCGGAACAACGUGAAAGAACCUUCAUCAUGGUUAAGCCUGAUGGUGUCCAACGUGGUCUUGUCGGUCAGAUUAUCGAACGUUUCGAGAAGAAAGGUUUCAAGUUGGUUGGCCUGAAAUUCGUUUGGCCAUCUGAGGAACUUCUGCAGCAGCACUACAGUGACUUGGCGUCGCGUCCUUUCUUCCCCGGUCUUGUGAAGUACAUGAGCUCUGGACCAGUUGUUCCUAUGGUUUGGGAGGGGCUAAAUGUAGUGAAGACUGGCCGCCAAAUGCUUGGUGCUACGAACCCAGCUGACUCGCAGCCUGGCACUAUUCGUGGCGAUCUAUGCAUUCAGGUUGGACGUAACAUAAUUCAUGGAUCUGACAGUGUAGACUCGGCAAACAAGGAAAUCGCCCUGUGGUUCACCGAGAAGGAGCUCGUCGGCUGGACACCUGCUGCUGAAAAUUGGGUCUACGAGUAAUAAUUCCAUUAUAACCUAUAAGUUUGUCAAUUUGUGUCCUGCUUAUAAUUAUUCAAACUAUAAAAAUACUGUGAUUUAAAAAUAAAUUUUCUUAAUUUAAA